Molecule: messenger RNA, 10013 nt
Organism: Phacochoerus africanus (Common warthog)
Lineage: Eukaryota; Metazoa; Chordata; Mammalia; Artiodactyla; Suidae
Gene: ANAPC1
Product: anaphase promoting complex subunit 1
Exons: 50
Coding region: 401-6247 (1948 amino acids)
Biological process (GO): anaphase-promoting complex-dependent catabolic process; metaphase/anaphase transition of mitotic cell cycle; protein K11-linked ubiquitination
Cellular component (GO): anaphase-promoting complex
Molecular function (GO): molecular adaptor activity
Source: RefSeq, a predicted model, not a curated record
GAGAGCCAAGAUGGACGCGUCCGUUUGAACGUCUCUCGUGAGGACCUCUCUCACACGCCUGCCUGGCGUUUGCAUUCGUUUCUCUAGCUGCUUCCCCGUCUUCCUCCGGAAUAGCGGAGGGAGAGGGAAUGAGAAGCUGCAGCGGCCGAGGAGUCACAGUGACUGACCCUGCCGCUACCCUCGGGCCCUCUCGGCCCCUGCGCCUCCGGGGAGCAGCCGGGGCUCGCCGCGCCUGACGCGUCCCGAGUUACACAGUUUUAAUAGAAUAACAUUUCAAAAUUGCACAACUGAAGUCGGAUGAACUCGCAAGUUCUUUAGUGUUGGUUAUCCUGUUGACUAGAAUAUAGGAGGACCAGCUGAAUUUUGUUGUUUUCUUAAAUAAUGUUGAUAUUUGGAACCCAUGUCGAACGUCUAUGAAGAAAGGGCAACAAUGAUUGCAGCCGGGGAUUUGCAGGAAUUUGUUCCAUUUGGUCGAGACCACUGCAAGCACCACCCUAAUGCUUUGAACCUCCAGCUUCGCCAGCUGCAGCCAGCCUCCGAGUUAUGGUCUUCUGAUGGUGCUGCUGGCUUGGUGGGAUCCCUUCAGGAAGUUACAAUCCACGAGAAACAGAAGGAGAGCUGGCAAUUAAGGAAAGGUGUAAGUGAAAUUGGAGAAGAAGUAGAUUACGAUGAGGAACUCUAUGUGGCUGGAAAUAUGGUUAUCUGGAGCAAAGGAAGUAAAAGCCAGGCGUUGGCUGUUUAUAAAGCGUUUACAGUUGACAGUCCUGUUCAACAGGCGUUGUGGUGUGACUUCAUUAUAUCGCAGGAUAAGUCUGAAAAGACCUACAGUAGUGAUGAAGUAGAAAAAUGCAUAUGUAUAUUGCAAAGCUCAUGUAUUAACAUGCAUAGCAUAGAAGGAAAGGAUUACAUAGCUUCUCUACCGUUUCAGGUUGCAAAUGUUUGGCCUACCAAAUAUGGAUUGUUGUUCGAACGAAGCAGCUUUUCACAUGAGGUUCCUCCGGGCCCACCCAGAGAACCUUUACCUACUAUGUUCAGCAUGCUGCAUCCACUAGAUGAAAUAACGCCACUGGUUUGUAAAUCUGGAAGUCUUUUUGGUUCAUCACGGGUACAAUAUGUUGUAGAUCAUGCAAUGAAAAUUGUUUUUCUCAGCACUGAUCCCUCCAUUGUAAUGACCUAUGACACUGUUCACGGUUUGCAUUCUGUGUGGAAUCUCCGGAGAGUCAAAACAGAGGAAGAGAAUGUUGUUUUAAAGUUCUCGGAACAGGGAGGAACCCCGCAGCAUGUGGCCACUAGCAGCUCCCUCACAGCGCACCUCAGAAGCCUCUCCAAGGGAGAUUCCCCCGUGGCCUCCCCUUUCCAGAACUACUCCUCCAUUCACAGCCAGAGCCGCUCAACCUCCUCUCCCAGCCUACACUCCCGCUCACCUUCCAUUUCCAACAUGGCAGCUCUCAGUCGUGCUCAUUCUCCUGCCUUAGGAGUGCACUCUUUUUCAGGGGUGCAAAGGUUCAACCUUUCAAGCCAUAAUCAAUCUCCAAAGAGACACAGUAUUUCUCAUUCUCCAAAUAGUAAUUCUAAUGGCUCCUUUCUUGCACCAGAAACAGAGCCAAUUGUUCCUGAACUUUGUAUUGACCAUUUGUGGACAGAAACAAUUACUAAUACAAGGGAGAAAAAUUCACAGGCCUCAAAAGUCUUUAUUACAACUGACCUUUGUGGGCAAAAGUUCUUGUGCUUUUUAGUAGAGUCCCAGCUCCAGUUACGAUGUGUAAAGUUUCAAGAGAGCAAUGAUAAAACCCAGCUCAUCUUUGGCUCCAUCACCAACAUUCAGGCAAAGGAUGCGGCGCCAGUGGAGAAGAUAGAUACUAUGCUGGUCCUGGAGGGCUGUGGAAACCUGGUGCUGUAUACAGGAGUGGUUCGGGUGGGAAAGGUUUUUAUUCCUGGACUGCCAGCUCCCUCCCUGACAGUGUCCAACACGAUGCCUCGGCCCAGCACGCCGCUUGACAGCGUUAGUACUCCUAAUCCUCUGAGUAAGCUGCUUGGACCCUUGGAUGAGGUUGUUCUAUUGUCCCCAGUUCCAGAACUAAGGGAUUCUUCAAAGCUUCAUGAUUCUCUCUAUAAUGAGGAUUGUACUUUCCAACAGCUUGGAACUUACAUUCAUUCUAUAAGAGACCCUGUCCAUAACAGAGUAACACUAGAACUGAGUAAUGGUUCCAUGGUUAGGAUCACUAUUCCUGAAAUUGCCACCUCUGAAUUAGUACAAACUUGUUUGCAAGCAAUUAAGUUCAUCCUGCCCAAAGAAGUAGCUGUUCAGAUGCUUGUGAAGUGGUACAGUGUCCACAGUGCUCCGGGAGGACCCAGUUAUCACUCAGAGUGGAAUUUAUUUGUGACUUGUCUCAUGAACAUGAUGGGUUAUAACACGGACCGCUUAGCAUGGACAAGAAACUUUGACUUUGAAGGAUCACUUUCCCCAGUCAUUGCACCCAAAAAAGCAAGGCCUUCUGAGACGGGAUCUGAUGAUGACUGGGAAUAUUUACUGAGUUCAGAGUACCACCGGAAUGUUGAGUCUCAUCUUUUGAAUAAAUCUUUAUGUUUGAGUCCAUUGGAAGUUUCACAGACGAGAGAUGAGGAUUUUUCACAGAAUCUCAGUUUGGACUCCUCCACACUUCUCUUCACUCACAUACCUGCAAUUUUUUUUGUUCUUCACCUCGUCUAUGAGGAGCUCAAGUUGAACACUCUGAUGGGAGAAGGUAUUCGUUCACUUGUGGAACUGCUUGUUCAGUUGGCAAGGGACUUAAAAUUGGAACCUUAUAUAGACCAUUACUACAGAGAUUACCCAACACUUGUCAGAACCACUGGACAGGUGUGCACAAUUGAUCAAGGUCAAACAGGAUUUAUGCAUCAUCCAUCAUUUUUUACUUCUGAGCCACCAAGUAUUUAUCAGUGGGUGAGUUCUUGUCUGAAGGGUGAAGGAAUGCCACCCUACCCUUAUCUUCCUGGGAUCUGCGAAAGAAGCAGACUUGUAGUCUUGAGUAUUGCGCUCUACAUACUUGGUGAUGAAAGCUCUGUUUCUGAUGAAUCCUCACAGUAUUUAUCCAGAAUAAGUAUAGCUCCCCAGAAGUCCCAAGCAGAACAAGAGGAGAACAGGUUUAGUUUCAAGCAUUCUACUUCAGUUUCAAGUCUAGCUGAGAGAUUAGUUGUCUGGAUGACUAAUGUAGGUUUCACUUUAAGAGACUUGGAAACUCUUCCCUUUGGAAUUGCUCUUCCCAUCCGAGAUGCAAUUUAUCACUGUCGGGAGCAGCCCGCUUCUGACUGGCCAGAAGCUGUCUGUCUCUUGAUUGGACGUCAGGAUCUUUCCAAGCAGGCCUGUGAAGGAAACCUGCCCAAAGGAAAAUCUUCUGUUACUCAGGUGCUCUCAUCAGAUGUUCCUUCAGGAACAGAAACUGAGGAGGAAGAUGAUGGCAUGAAUGACAUGAAUCAGGAGGUGAUGUCACUGAUCUGGAGUGAAGACUUAAGGGUGCAGGACGUGCGACGGCUUCUUCAGAGUGCACACCCUGUCCGCGUCAACGUGGUGCAGUACCCAGAGCUCAGCGACCAUGAGUUCAUUGAGGAAAAAGAAAACAGGUUGCUCCAGUUGUGUCAGCGAACUAUGGCUCUUCCAGUAGGACGAGGAAUGUUUACCUUGUUUUCAUACCAUCCUGUUCCGACAGAACCAUUGCCUAUUCCUAAGUUGAAUUUGACUGGGCGGGCCCCUCCUCGGAACACCACAGUAGACCUGAACAGUGGCAACAUUGAUGUGCCUCCCAACAUGACCAGCUGGGCCAGCUUCCACAAUGGUGUGGCUGCUGGCCUGAAGAUAGCCCCUGCCUCCCAGAUCGACUCUGCCUGGAUUGUGUACAAUAAGCCCAAGCACGCCGAGUUAGCCAACGAGUAUGCUGGCUUUCUCAUGGCCCUGGGUCUGAAUGGGCACCUUACCAAGCUGGCUACUCUCAAUAUCCACGACUACUUGACCAAGGGUCAUGAAAUGACAAGCAUUGGGCUGCUCCUUGGUGUUUCUGCUGCUAAACUAGGUACCAUGGAUAUGUCGAUUACACGGCUUCUUAGCAUUCACAUUCCUGCUCUCCUGCCCCCAACGUCCACGGAGCUUGAUGUUCCUCAUAACGUCCAAGUGGCUGCGGUGGUUGGCAUCGGCCUCGUCUAUCAAGGGACAGCUCACAGGCACACUGCAGAGGUCCUGCUGGCUGAAAUAGGACGGCCCCCUGGUCCUGAAAUGGAAUACUGCACGGACAGAGAGUCCUACUCUUUAGCGGCUGGCUUGGCCCUGGGCAUGGUCUGCUUGGGGCAUGGUAGUAAUUUGAUAGGCAUGUCUGAUCUCAAUGUGCCUGAGCAGCUUUAUCAGUACAUGGUUGGAGGCCAUCGGCGCUUUCAAGCAGGGAUGCACAGGGAGAAACACAAAUCUCCAAGUUACCAAAUCAAAGAAGGAGAUACCAUAAAUGUGGAUGUAACUUGUCCGGGUGCCACUCUUGCCUUGGCAAUGAUCUACCUAAAAACCAACAACAGAUCCAUUGCAGAUUGGCUCCGAGCUCCUGACACCAUGUAUUUGCUGGACUUUGUGAAGCCAGAAUUUCUCUUACUUAGGACACUUGCUCGAUGCCUGAUUUUAUGGGAUGAUAUUUUACCAAACUCCAAGUGGGUUGAUAGCAACGUUCCUCAAAUUAUAAGAGAAAAUAGUAUCUCUCUCAGUGAAAUUGAGUUGCCUUGCUCAGAGGAUUUGAAUUUGGAAACUUUGUCGCAAGCACAUGUCUACAUAAUUGCAGGAGCUUGUUUGUCUCUGGGUUUUCGAUUCGCUGGCUCAGAAAACUUAUCGGCAUUUAACUGUUUGCAUAAAUUUGCAAAAGAUUUUAUGACUUAUUUGUCUGCACCUAAUGCUUCUGUAACAGGUCCUUACAACCUGGAGACUUGCCUGAGUGCGGUGCUGCUCUCUCUGGCCAUGGUGAUGGCUGGCUCGGGGAACUUGAAGGUUUUGCAGCUUUGUCGCUUCUUGCACAUGAAAACAGGUGGUGAAAUGAACUAUGGUUUCCAUUUAGCCCAUCACAUGGCCCUUGGACUUCUGUUUUUGGGAGGAGGAAGGUACUCUUUGAGCACAUCGAACUCUUCCAUCGCUGCUCUCCUCUGUGCCCUCUACCCACACUUCCCAGCUCACAGCACAGACAACCGGUACCAUCUCCAGGCUCUCCGGCACCUGUAUGUGCUAGCUGCGGAACCGAGGCUUCUGGUUCCUGUGGAUGUGGAUACAAACACGCCGUGCUACGCCCUGUUAGAAGUGACCUAUAAGGGCACUCAGUGGUAUGAACAAACCAAAGAAGAAUUGAUGGCUCCCACCCUUCUUCCAGAACUCCACCUUUUAAAGCAGAUUAAAGUUAAAGGUCCACGAUACUGGGAACUGCUCAUAGAUUUGAGCAAGGGAACACAACACUUGAAGUCAAUUCUUGCCAAGGAUGGAGUUUUAUAUGUUAAGCUCAGAGCAGGUCAGCUCUCCUACAAGGAGGAUCCAAUGGGAUGGCAAAGUUUGUUGGCCCAGACUGUGGCUAACAGAAACUCUGAAGCUCGGGCUUUCAAGCCUGAAACAAUUUCAGCAUUCACUUCUGAUCCAGCACUUCUUUCAUUUGCCGAAUAUUUCUGCAAACCAACUGUGAACAUGGGGCAGAAACAGGAAAUUCUGGAUCUCUUUUCUUCAAUUCUCUAUGAAUGUGUGACUCAGGAGACCCCAGAGAUGUUGCCUGCAUACAUAGCCAUGGAUCAGGCUGUAAGAAGACUGGGGAGAAGAGAAAUGUCUGAGACAUCUGAACUUUGGCAGAUAAAGUUGGUGUUAGAGUUUUUCAGCUCGAGAAGCCACCAGGAGAGGCUGCAGAACCACCCCAAGCGAGGGCUCUUUAUGAACUCAGAAUUCCUCCCUGUUGUCAAAUGCACUAUUGAUAAUACUCUGGACCAGUGGCUACAAGCUGGGGGUGAUGUGUGUGUGCAUACCUACCUCAGUGGGCAGCCCUGUGAGGAGUCGCAGCUGAGCAUGCUGGCCUGUUUCCUUGUCUACCACUCAGUACCAGCCCCACGGCACCUGCCAGCUAUAGGACUAGAAGGGAGCACGAGCUUUGCAGAACUCCUUUUCAAAUUUAAACAGCUCAAGAUGCCAGUACGAGCUUUGCUGAGAUUGGCUCCUUUGCUUCUUGGAAACCCACAGCCAAUGGUUAUGUGAUCAUGUCUGGUGGUAAGCCUGCCCUGAAACGUGACUUCUGCACAAAAAUGUGACCAAACAACAAAGUUAAAGCAACAUUUAUAAAUUUUAUAACAUAACUAGGAAGAAACGAGCUACACAAACUUCAGUGUAUUUUAAAAUCAAAGUGAUUUAAAUAUCCCAGAGACUCUUGCUCUUGGCAUUAACAUUAUAGGAUACAUAAAAGUGAGUUAAAAUUUACUUUUGUAAAUAAAAUUUUUUGGUUUGUUUUCAGAACUCUUUCUGAUUAGUUUGGGGUUUCAUGGAGUAGAGCAGUGGGGGCUGGGGUGCAUAUUGGUUUUUGAAGUCUUUCAGCUGUGGUGGUUCAGGUGACAUGACUAUGCUCGAAAACGCAAAGUUUUUUAAAGAAGUUCUGUCAUAAAGUUUUACUUUCUACAGUAACAAAAAGGCUCUUAGCGUUCCCUAAGGUGUGACCGUUGGCUUGGCGGAAGGAGGUUUGUACAUCCUGUGAUGUGCCAGGCGUCUUCGUAGUUUGAUCAGUCAUCUUGAACAGGAGGAGACUUAGACCCUGGUGAAGAAGUGUGCAACACGAAGCUUGCUCUAAAUAGAAAAAGCAAGGGGUUUCCACUGUAGAGAGGCCUUUGGAAAUUGUAUUUUAAAACAAAAGACAGUUCAUUUCCACCCAGGCUUUAGAGAACGUAUGUCUGUAUGGGUUUCUGAACUAGAUGAUCAUGAAAAGUAUUGCUAGGAAGGUGUCUCCAGUGCAGGAAGAAGACGGCUCCCUGCUGUCCAAGUGUGGGUGCGCUCCCUGCUUCCUAGAGGCCAGUGGAACCGUAAACUGGUAGGAGCAGCAAGGUCUGUCCACAGGGAUUUCACGUUUCCACAUCCUGAAUUGUGGGGUUUAGCUUUAAAAGAACACUUAAAGCAAAUAGAAAUGUUUCCAUUGGGAUCUGGACAACAACCCACGUGGCGUCCGUUUCUGCAGAGGAGGCUAGCGUCUGAGGGUGUGUGCAGGCAGUGGUUCUCCUCACUUUCCCUGUUCACCUGCCUGCGAAGCAGGGCCAAGGUGGCUCACUAGGAGGGAGAAAUGUGCUCCCCUUCACACUUUAAAGAGUUUUUCUUCUAAUUAAAAGGAAAAGAAUAAAAUGGUGGAUUUGAAUCAGGAUAUGAAGAACGUGGUAUGUAGGUGGCUGUUGUUCCCUUCACUCUCAAUUGUGUAUAAUUUGUAAGCUUUUCUCUGAUUGAAGAAUGACUUAUUUGCAUACGUAUGAACCCUCCUGUACAAAGGAGAACAGUCAUUAUGUGUGCUUGUUUCCUUUAUUUUCCAGCAGUCUUAUUUGUUUGGCCUAGAGAGCCCUAGGAGCUCCUUCUGUCUGUGUGAGGCUAGACCCUGACACCUUCCUCAGGGACCCAGCUCAGGAUAGCUUGUGUCAGGUGGGAGCAGAACACUCAGAACUUUCGAUGACAUGUUGGAAUUAAUCUUUCUCUUUUUUUCCCCAAGAGCCACCAUGGUAACAGUUCCUUUUCCAGAAAGGAUGACCUCAGUGUUUUUCAUAUGUUCAUAUUUAAAAUUUUUAACUCAGGUCAAAACCCUGCAGAGGUUUUCAUUACUUAGAUCAGCAUCUCCAAGAGUUUUCCUUUAAAAAAAAAAGAAGGAAAUUGAUACGCAGGUUGGGGCUUUGUCUAGCAUUGUGCAUGAUUCAUAAUCAGAUCUCUCGGAUGAAUUUUGAUGUAAACACAGUCAUUACUUUCUGUACCAUGGGAGUGCUCAGAGACCUUACUAUGCUAAAAAUGUAUUAGGGGACUCAGAGGGUGGAUCUGUUCUCACCCUGCAGCCCCUGGAGGCUCCCCCCACUCACCUGGACCACCUGGAGCCCCUGCUCCAUGCCUUGGGGACCUAGGGGGCGCACUGGCGCACCCGACUCCAGACCCAAUGAUGUGGGUUCUGAGCCUGGAUCUGAAAGAGAAUCACAGAAGGGUGGCACCUGGAGGAAGGGCCCAGCCCCCCACCUCUGGGGUGCCCCCCUACCCUCCUCCCCGACAGACCUCCUCACACAGCUCUGGCGUGACCCAGGCUCGGUGCCCCAUUGCAUUGAAGAAUUCCACCUUCAACUUGAGGAACUCCUUGUAGAGGUCUGGCCACUGCUCCCUGCCUAGCAGGAAUUGGAAGAUGCUCCUCUUGGACAUAGGGUUGUCUUCCUCCAUGUCAGAGGCGAUGUAGCUGCCACCAGGAAAGAGGACAAGCUUGUCCCAGCCCUGAGAAGGACUCCCAGCCUGAGGUGGGACGAUGCGGAGACACUGAAGAGGUCACCAGAAGGGACCAGGGCCUGGGGCUGUGUGUCCAGGAGAGGGUCUGGGAAGCCCCACCUGCUAGGGACCCUGGGUCCAGCGGGGGCAGAACUGCCAUUAGCACCAAGCCUGGGGCUCUCCACCUCAGUUCCUGGGCAGCAAGUGAUGAUUCCUGGCUAUGCUACUUGUCCCAGGAUCUUAAUGCAUCGCCUCCCCUCCUCUGACCACGUGGGCCCUGAGGGCCUUGCAUCACCACUGGGGGCCCUUGGGUGCCUGGGUCACACUGUCUGAUGGGGCAGGGAAGCGGGAUCGGGGCAGAAGUGAAAGCAGGGCCCUAAGGCAGCACUCACAGGGCCAGGAAGAAGUGGAUCCUGUUGUAGAGGUGACCAGGGAGCCCAACACGGCCGAAGUACUCCACCACCAUGGCGAGCAGGACUUCAGCUUGGAGACAGCUUCAGAGGAGGAGUUGGAGGGCAGGGGGCUGCUCUCAGGGGCAGCUGCAGGAGCAAGAGUCCGUGUGAGCAGGGACCUGAGCCACCUGGGAAGUCCUGGGUCCUUCCCCUGCAGCUCAGCCUGAAGACUGGACCUUGGGCCCUGCCUUGUGAGGACAAGAUGACCAUCCAGUAGUCAUGGAUGUUUCGUCCAGGGCCAGGGGUACUAAAGGGAGCCCGAGGACAAUACAUACGUACCGGCCCUGACGUCCACCAUUCUCUUCCUCUUCUGGCCUCUCGUCUUCCUGGUUCUCUGCUCAGGGACAGCCUCUGGAGGGGCAGAACUGGAGGCCAGGGGGCUCCCUUUUUGAGCAGCUGUGGAGGGAGGAAGGACCCUCUGUGAUCCAGGCAGGGACCCAACUGGGAAAUACUGGGCUCUUCCCUUCUCACUCACCGUGAGGACUUUGCACACUGACUCUGAAGGGAGAGGAGAAGAAUGACCCCCCCACCCACCCUUUGCCUGUGUCUGUGAAGGAGCAUAGGAACUGAUUUGAAAUUUACCUUUAUUUGCCAGGCAAAAGCUGCUCUCCUCUGCCUCUUUCCAUGGAUCUUUCUGCCCUGGGGACACCUCUGUGGAGACAUGUGAAGUUCUCUGGGUGACUUUAAUAACUAUGGAAGUGAACAAGAGAGUGGCCUCCUGUCUCGCCCUGGACACCCUUUCCCCCCGCCCCCGCCCUGCGGACCCACACUCGAGUUGAGGGGAGAAGAGAGGCUGUAGGCACGGUGAUCUAUCACCUUCAUUCAUGCAGAGCCCAGGAUUAAGGCGAAUGCCCACACACACCUGCCUUCCCCUCCAUGCACGCCCUUUUCUUCUGACUCCUCUGUGCUGGGUCCUGCUGGCUGGACCGGUUUCUGAGGCAGCUGAUAGGGGCUCAGAGGGAUCCGGCCUUCUCUGGGUGUUAAAAAAUGGAAGGAAACAUAACUUGAUUCUGGCCGGACUCUUUCUUUUUACUUUACCUGCUUCUUGUGAAACCUCAUAAUUAAAAUGGCGAUGGUAGUGGCUAACA